CCAGAGUGACGUCAGUGGGCAAGCCACGCCUCUCAAGAGCGCUGCAACCGGAAAAUACUCAUUGGUUGAGGAAUGCAGGGACGUUAAGCUGAGCGGUCAGUUGAAGUCAGCGAAUCAUGGCUGGCUUCAGACAGGAGGAUGUGGAGCUUUUCUACGUAAUGGGAGAGGAGUUAGGAAGUGGACAGUUUGCCAUCGUGCGCAAAUGUAAAGAAAAGAGCUCUGGAACAGAAUACGCUGCCAAGUUUAUCAAGAAGAGACGGCUGUCUUCCAGCCGACGGGGCGUGAGCAGAGAGGAGAUCGAGCGAGAGGUGAACAUCCUCCGAGAGAUCCAGCACAGCAACAUCAUCACCCUCCACGACAUCUUUGAGAACAAGACGGAUGUGAUCCUGAUCCUUGAGCUGGUGUCUGGAGGGGAACUCUUUGACUUCCUGGCUGAGAAGGAGUCGCUGACGGAGGAAGAGGCCACACAGUUUCUCAAGCAGAUCCUGGAUGGAGUGCACUACCUCCACUCCAAACGCAUAGCGCACUUUGACCUGAAGCCUGAGAACAUAAUGCUGCUGGAUAAGAACGUUCCAAACCCCAGAAUUAAGCUGAUAGAUUUUGGAAUUGCGCAUCAGAUUAAAGAUGGAAAUGAAUUUAAAAACAUCUUUGGAACACCUGAGUUUGUCGCGCCGGAAAUUGUAAAUUAUGAGCCCCUUGGUUUAGAGGCAGACAUGUGGAGCAUUGGUGUUAUCACAUAUAUACUUUUGAGUGGUGCUUCUCCAUUUCUUGGUGAGACCAAACAAGAAACGCUCACCAACAUCUCAGCUGUCAACUAUGACUUUGAUGAAGAGUACUUCAGCAACACGAGCGAGCUUGCUAAGGACUUCAUUCGCCGACUGCUGGUCAAGGAUCCUAAGAAGAGAAUGACCAUUACUGACAGUCUCCAGCAUCCCUGGAUCAAGGUCAUUAAGAGGCGUAACGUGAGGCCAGAGAGCGAGAACAAGCCAGAGCGCAGACGUCUGAAGACCACACGUCUCAAAGAGUACACCAUUAAAUCCCACUCCAGCAUGCCUCCCAACAACACCUACAUCAACUUCGAGCGCUUCUCCAUGGUCAUGGAGGAGAUAGCUGUGGCCGAGGACGGCCUGCGAGAGCUUGAGAAGAACCAGCGCUCCUGCAGGGAAGAUGUGGCCGCUCUGCUCUCCAUCUACGAGGAGAAGGAGAGCUGGUACAAAGAGGAAAACGAGAGCAUCGCCACAGAUCUCAAUCACAUCAAACUGGAGCUGCAGAAAGCGCAAACCCUGCGCAGACAGAGCCAAGAAGACGCCCGCGCCGCCAUGCUGUCGGCCAACGCCCUCAAACGCAAGUUUAGCCGGCUAGAGAACCGAUUCGAGGUCCUGGCUGAGCAGAUGGGCUCCGAGGUGCGCUGGGUGGAAGAGCUGGUGCGCUCGAUUUCUGCUGAGAACGACGCUCGCAGCACCGGCAUGGCAUGAGCAACUCUUUGCAUUCUUAACGCAAAAUUAUCUAAUAUCUUCGCUUGGGCAGAUUUAGAGUAUUAAGGGCAGUAAGCUUCAUGCCUUUAGGGUUUACAUGCAUCAGGAGCUAGCAAUGCAAAAUGUAUUACUUGAGGUUAAAGUGAUAGUUCACCCAAGAAUAAAAAUUCUGUCAUUUACUCACACUUUUGUCAUUUCAACCUGUAUGACUUUCUCUCUUCAGCAAAACACAAUAGAAGAUAUUUUGAAGAAGAGGUCCAGUGCUGUUCGGUUACCAACUUCCUUCAAAAUAUCCUCUUUCAUGUUCUGCGGAAGAAAGAAAGUCAUAAAGGUUUGAAAUGACAAGAGGCUGAGUAAACAAUGACAGAAUUUAAAUUUUUGGAUGAACUAUCACUUCAAGUGUAAGCAUUUGCCUGUGUGUUGCAAUAGUCGCAUGUGAUGCCAGGCUGUUGCCAAUGCAUUGCAGUUGUAUUUAAAAAGAUGUGCCAGUAAGCAUUAGCACACUCGACUACUAUUGCAGCAUUACAAAUAGCACUUGAAGUAAAUGUACAUUGUGAAUAAUGCACUACACAUUCCUCUAUGAGGAGUAAAGAAUCUCAAUUGCCUCCAUUGUGCUGCAGUCGCUUUUAUUGGGAUGUGCGUCCGAUGCAAAGCUCUGUUCCACCGAUGCAACACAAAUGCUAAUUUUAUGCAAUAGAAGGUGCUGGGAAACUGCUUUAUUAUUUAAUAUAAUACUCUGCUUAAAUCAUUUACAUCAUGCUGUUAUUUUACAUAUAAGUACUUUUUUUGUAUAUAACACACACUUCAAACAUUCCAUUUGUCUCGCAUGACAUUCCACGUGCAGAUGAGUGUCAGUAACAUGACGUCAAGCUCAUUUGUACAGUACAAGGUUCAUAUCAGUUUGCUUAUAGUACUGUACUCUCAUUAUUUGUUUUAUUUACAAAUAUAAUAUUAUAUAUGCAAAUAAAAGAAUUGAAGAAUAUG
Triplophysa dalaica is the source of this 2459-nucleotide messenger RNA. RefSeq names its product death-associated protein kinase 3 (gene dapk3). Gene Ontology annotation, cellular component: nucleus; cytoplasm. Gene Ontology annotation, biological process: positive regulation of apoptotic process; protein phosphorylation; intracellular signal transduction. The record is from RefSeq and is a predicted model, not a curated record. Gene Ontology annotation, molecular function: protein serine/threonine kinase activity; ATP binding. Bases 117 to 1475 code for a protein of 452 amino acids. Lineage: Eukaryota; Metazoa; Chordata; Actinopteri; Cypriniformes; Nemacheilidae. The transcript is spliced from 9 exons.